CGUGUAGGAAAUGAAAACUUUCCCAACAGAUUAGACGACGAUGAUUUUCCAUCAACAAGUAGAGUAGCUUUGCAAAAUUUAGAAUAUGAUAUAGAUAGCGGAGAUGACAGUGUGUUUUUAAGAUCAGAUAGUACAUUUAAAAAUAGAAUAGAUUUAAGUUAUCAUAGUUUAGAAUUUAAGCAAGCAGAAAGUUUGUUAGAAUCUUUUAACUUUGGCAUGGUUUCACAAUUUCCUCUUGAACCCAUGCAUUUAGUAGAUUUGGGUGUAACAAAAAAGUUGCUCCAGUUACUUAUCAAGAAAGGUAACGUUACGAAAAUGAAUGAGAAGCUUUUGCUUCUUAACAGGUUCGUACCGUCUGAGUUUAGCCGGCUUAGCCGAGACCUUGACCAGAUAAGUAAUUGGAAGUCAACUGAAUUCCGGCAGUUUUUAUUAUAUACCGGGAUAUUUGUUUUGAAAGACUGCAUUAAUGAAGAUUUAUAUUAUCAUUUUCUUUUACUACACGCCGGAAUUCGAUUUCUCUCUUGUGAGAAAUCUUUUAACGUAGAAUCGAAUGUCGCCAAUGAAUUGUUAAAGGAAUUUGUUGAUUUGUUCGGAAAUAUUUAUGGCGAUCAUCUAAUAAGUUAUAAUGUUCACGGGUUGUUACACCUUUCGGAUUGUGUUAGAGAAUUUGGUCCUUUAGACAAUUUUUCCGCGUACAAAUUUGAGAACUACAUGCAGCAUUUAAAAAAAAUAAUUAAUAAACCUAAUAAAAUUUUGCAGCAAAUGUUUUUCAGAAUAUCGGAAAGAUUAAAAAUUUCAGAUUCUAGCAAACUUUCUAAAAACGACCUUUUUAUAAUAGAUUUUAACAAAGAUAAAGAUAGUUAUUUUCAAUGUAAUAAGGGGCCCAUUAAAAUUGUUGGAUUAGAUAAGGAAACCAACAGUUUUAAAGCACUCCUUAUUUCUAAUUUAGAAAAUUAUUUUAUCGAGCCAGUAGAAUCUAUGUCAGGGCUAGGGUCUGCCGUGCAGCGUAAGCGGUUUGCUGUAUCGCAGCCCUACGAAAGGCGUACAGCAAUCCCAGAUUCCCCCAGCGCAACGGUAUCCAACCAUGCUACUGCGGUUCCAAGUUGUUAA
This is a messenger RNA of Anastrepha obliqua, 1110 nucleotides long. RefSeq lists its product as uncharacterized. The record is from RefSeq and is a predicted model, not a curated record. NCBI's taxonomy places the organism in Eukaryota, Metazoa, Arthropoda, Insecta, Diptera, Tephritidae. The annotation marks the transcript as partial. The transcript is spliced from 3 exons.